UUCUCUGUGAACCUAGAUGACGUUCCUCCGUACUUCAAGAUGGAACCGAUCCCGACUCAGGUCCACCUGGAGGGGAACCGCCUGGUGCUCACCUGCAUGGCCGAGGGAAGCUGGCCUCUGGAGUUCAAGUGGAUCUACAACGGAACUGAGCUGACGCGCUUCUCUCUCGAGUACAGGUACGUGAUCCCGGCGCUGGACCGCGCCCACGCAGGGUUCUACCGGUGCAUCGUGCGGAACCGGGUGGGCGCCCUGAUGCAGCGGAGUACUCAGGUGCAAGUGGCCUAUAUGGGGGGUUUUGUGGAGGGCGAGCGCACCCAGGCCGUGUCCCAGGGAGAGGCAGCGGUCAUCAUGACCCCGCGGAUCCACAGCUACCCCAGGCCUGGGAUCACGUGGUUCAGAGACGGACGCAAGAUCCCCCCCAGCAGCCGCAUAGCGAUCACCCUGGACAACACCCUCAUCAUCCUGUCCACUGUUGCCCCCGACGCCGGCCGCUACUACGCACAGGCCGUCAACGACAAGAACGGAGAGAACAAGACGAGCCUGCCAGUUACCUUGACAGUGGAGAACAUAGGUGGCCCUGCAGACCCCAUUGCUCCUUCCAUCAUUGUUCCUCCGAAGAACACGAGCGUGGUGGUGGGAGCUUUUGAAGUCACGCUGGAGUGUGUGGCCAAUGCCAGGCCCCUUGUGAAAUUGGCCGUCACGUGGCGUAAGAACGGUCAGGUGUUCACGCGUGGCAUCCGUGACUUUGGCCGGCGAGUGACCAUCAGCGGGCCGCUGGUGAGCGACAGCGGCUACUACGAGUGCGAGGCCUCCCUGCGCAGCAGCCGAGCGCCCACCGUCAAAGCCGGGUCCUACCUGCACGUGCUCGAACACCCGAUGUUUGUGAAAGAACCCGAGCGACACAUCAGUGCAGAGAUGGAGAAGGUUGUGGACAUACCCUGUCAGGCCAGAGGAGCCCCCCAGCCUGACAUCGUGUGGUACAAGGACGCGGCGCCCAUCAGCCCGGUGAAGACGCCCCGCUACAGGGUCCUGGUGGGCGGCAGCCUGCAGAUCAACGGCCUGUUACCGGACGACACCGGAAUGUUCCAGUGCUUCGCCCGGAACCUGGCCGGCGAGAUCCAGACCAACACCUAUCUGGCUGUCACCAGUAUCGCGCCCAACAUCACGGCGGGGCCUGCCGACAGCGCCGUGAUUGACGGCAUGUCGGUCAUCCUGCACUGCGAGACGGCGGGAGCCCCGCGGCCGGCCAUCACGUGGCAGAGAGGUGAGCGUGUGUUGGCCAGUGGGUCAGUGCAGCUGCCUCGCUUCACGUUGCUGGAGUCGGGCAGUCUGCUCAUCAGCCCCUCUCACCUGUCCGACGCCGGCGGCUACACCUGCAUGGCCAGCAACUCCCGCGGCAUCGACGAGGCCUCCGCCGACCUGGUUGUCUGGGCUCGGACACGCAUCACCAACCCCCCACAGGACCAGAGCGUCAUCAAGGGCACCAAGGCCACCAUGACCUGUGGGGUCACCCAUGACCCCAGUGUCACUGUCAGGCACGUCUGGGAGAAGGGGGGCUCGGCCAUCGACGUGGGGACCGUGCCGCGCAUCCGCCUGGACUCGGACGGCACGCUGCACAUCUUCCAGACCUGGUCCGGAGACAUCGGCACCUACACCUGCAAGGUCACCUCCGUGGGGGGCAACGACACGCGCAAUGCCCACCUCCGUGUCAGGCAGCUUCCUCACUCCCCCGAGAACCCGGUGGCCACCCUGAGCCUGACGGAAAAGCGCAGCAUCAAUCUGACCUGGGCGCAGGCCUUCGACGGCAACAGCCCCCUCAUCCGCUACAUCCUGGAGGUGUCCGAGAACAACGCUCCGUGGACCGUGCUCCUGGCCAACAUUGACCCCGAGUCCAACAGCGUGCUGGUGGGCGGGCUGAUCCCGGCGCGCUCCUACCAGUUCCGCCUGUGCGCCGUCAACGACGUGGGCCGAGGCCAGUUCAGCCGCGAGACGGAGCGGCUGUCUCUGCCAGAGGAGCCCCCCAGUGCUCCCCCUCAGACUGUGAUUGCCAGCGGCCGCACCAACCAGUCCAUCAUGAUCCAGUGGCAGCCGCCCCCAGAGAGCCACCAGAACGGCCCACUGCAGGGCUACGUCAUCAGGUACUGCCUCUCGGGUCUGCCGGUGGACUGCCAGAUCAAGAACAUCACCAACCCGGACCAGACCAACAUGCUGCUGGAGGACCUCAUCAUCUGGACCAACUACGAGAUCGAGGUGGCGGCCUACAACGGAGCCGGACAGGGCAUCUUCAGCCACAAGGUCACCGAGUGGACACUGCAGGGAGUGCCUACUGUUCCCCCGGGCAAUGUCCAGGCCGAGGCUGUCAACUCCAGCACCGUGCGUUUCACUUGGAACGCCCCGAGCCCCCAGUUCAUCAACGGCAUCAACCAGGGCUACAAGCUCCUGGCGUGGGAGGCCGGCCACGAGGAGCAGGACCACGCCGCCAUGGUGACGGUGCGGCCCAACUUCCAGGACAGCGUGCACGUGGGCUACGUCUCGGGCCUGAAGAAGUUCACGCAGUACUUCACCUCGGUGCUCUGCUUCACCACGCCGGGCGACGGCCCGCGCAGCCCGCCCCAGAGAGUGCGCACCCACGAGGACACCCCCGGAGCUGUGGGUCACCUGAGCUUCACGGACAUCCUGGACACCUCUCUGAAAGUCAGCUGGAAAGAGCCGCACGAGAAGAACGGCAUUCUGACCGGCUACCGCAUCUCUUGGGAGGAGUUCAACCGCACCAACACGCGGGUCACGCACUACCUGCCCAACCAGACCCAGGAGUACCGCGUCACCGGCCUCACGGCCCUCACCACCUACACCAUCCAGGUGGCCGGCAUGACCUCCAAGGGCCAGGGCCAGCUCUCGUCCUCCACCAUCUCCUCCGGGGUCCCGCCAGAGAUGCCCGGACCCCCCACCAACAUCGCCAUCUCCAACAUCGGCCCCCGCACGGUCACUCUGCAGUUCAAACCUGGAUACGACGGCAAGACCUCCAUCUCACGCUGGCAGGUGGAGGCACAGAUCGGUGUUAUCGGCGAAAACGAGGAGUGGGUCACGGUUCACCAGCUGGCCAACGAGCCAGACGCUCGCUCUCUGGAGGUCACUGGCCUCAAUCCAUACACCUUCUACAGGUUCCGCAUGCGGCAGGUGAACAUCGUGGGCACCAGCCCCGCCAGCCAGCCCUCCAGGAAGAUCCAGACGCUGCAGGCCCCUCCGGACAUGGCCCCCGCCAACGUGACCCUGCGCACGGCCAGCGAGACUAGCCUCUGGCUGAGAUGGGUGCCUUUGCCAGAGUGGGAGUACAAUGGGAACCUAGACCUGGUGGGCUACCGGGUGCAGUACGCACGCGCCGGGUCAAAGGCCGGGGUGCUGUCCCACGUCAUAGCCGACCGGCUGGAGCGCGAGUUCACCAUCGAGGACCUGGAGGAGUGGACCGAGUACGAGGUGCGCGUUCAGGCGUUCAACGGCAUCGGGUCCGGACCCCUGAGCCCGUCCAUCAUCGGGAGGACCCGCGAGUCCGUGCCCUCCUGCGGGCCCAGCAACGUCUCGGCCUUCGCCACCACGUCCAGCAGCAUCCUGGUGCGCUGGGGAGAGGUCCUCCUGCACGACCGCAACGGCCUCAUCCUGGGCUACAAGGUGGCGUACAAGGAGAAGGACCUGGACACAGACCUGCGGUUCUGGACGGUGGAGGGCAACAACAGCCACAGCGUGCAGCUGACGGGGCUGGGCAAGUACGUGCUGUACGAGAUCCAGGUGCUGGCCUUCACGCGCAUCGGAGACGGCCGACCCAGCUCACCACCCAUCCUGGAGAGGACCCUGGAUGACGUGCCCGGUCCUCCGAUGGGCAUCCUCUUCCCUGAGGUGCGCACCUCCUCGGUGCGGCUCAUAUGGCAGCCCCCUGCCCAGCCCAACGGCAUCAUCCUGGCCUAUCAGAUCACCUACAGGCGGAACUCGUCCAAUAGCAACGCGGCCACGGUGGAUGUGCUCAGCCCCAGUGCGCGUCAGUACACAGCGACCGGCCUGAAGCCCGAGAGCGUGUAUGUGUUCCGACUGACCGCUCAGACCAGGAAAGGCUGGGGAGAGGCGGCCGAGGCGCUGGUGGUGACCACGGAGAAGAGAGCUCGCCCACAGCCCACCAGCAGACCUGUGGUGCCCCAGGAAGAGGUCCAGGCCAGAAGUGUGCUGUUGUCAUGGGAACCAGGCAGUGACGGCCUCUCCCCCGUCCGCUACUACACGGUCCAGUACCGAGAGCUGCCGGACAGCAACUGGACUGUGCACUCGGCCUCGGUCAGCCACGAGGCCAGCUCCUACAUUGUGGACAAACUGAAGCCGUUCACCUCCUACCAGUUCCGGGUGAAGGCCACCAAUGACAUUGGAGACAGUGAAUACAGUGAAGACAGUGAAGCCAUCACCACCUUGCAGGAUGCCCCAGACAAAGCUCCCACAAUCCUCUCUGUCACGCCGCACACCACCACGUCCGUGCUGGUCCGCUGGAAGCCUCCAUCUGAGGAGCAGAUCAAUGGCAUCCUGCUGGGUUUCCGGGUGCGCUACCGAGAGCUGCACUACGACCGCCUGAGGAGCUUCACCGUGCGCACGGUCAACAACCCGGCCGCCAGCUGGGCCGAGCUCACCGCCCCCUACAGCGUUAGGAACCUCAGCGAGUCCUCACUCACCCAGUACGAGCUGGACAACUUGAGCAAAAACAAGCGCUACGAGAUCCGGCUGAGUGUGUACAACGCCGUAGGGGAGGGUCCCAUAAGCAAACCACAGGAAGUGUUUGUGGGGGAAGCAGUGCCCACUGCCCCGCCCCAGAGCAUUUCUGUCCAGUCCUCCACCGCCUCCCAGCUGGACGUGACGUGGGAACCUCCUCCUCUAGACGCCCAAAAUGGAGACAUCCAAGGCUACAAGAUUUACUACUGGGAGUUCCAGCUGCAGAACGAGACGGAGCGCCUGCGGACGCUCUUCCUGCCCGAGGGAGGGGUCAAGCUGAAGAACCUGACGGGCUACACCACCUACAUGGUCAGCGUGGCCGCCUUCAACGCCGCCGGGGACGGCCCGCGCUCGGCGCCCACCAGAGGGCGCACUCAGCAAGCAGCUCCCAGCUCUCCCAACUUCAUUCACUUCAGCGAGCUGACCACUACCUCGGUCAACGUGUCCUGGGGAGAGCCCAAGCACCCCAACGGCAUCAUCGAGGGCUACCGCGUGGUCUACGAGCCCUGCACGCCCGUGGAUGGUGUCAGUAAGGUUGUGACAGUGGAUGUGAAGGGCAGCACUCCCCUCUGGAUGAAAGUCAAGGACCUGGCAGACGGCGUGACCUACAACUUCCGCAUCCGAGCCAAGACCCUGACGUACGGGCCAGAAGUACAGGCCAACAUUACCACAGGGCCCGGAGAAGGUGCCCCAGGCCCUCCUGGAGAGCCAUUUAUUACCCGCUAUGGGAGUGCACUCACGCUGCAUUGGACCAGCGGCGAUCCCGGACGAGCCCCCAUCACACGCUAUGUAAUUGAGGCUAGGCCAUCCGAUGAGGGCUUGUGGGAUAUUCUGAUUAAAGACAUUCCCAAAGAGGUUACAUCCUACACCCUUGACCUAGACAUGUUAAGGGAAGGAGUCACGUAUGACUUCCGGGUGAUUGGAGUGAAUGACUACGGUUAUGGCUCUCCCAGCGCACCUUCUCCGUCUGUUUCUGCCCAGAAGAUUUCGCCAUUUUACGAAGAGUGGUGGUUCCUGGUGGUGAUCGCACUUGUGGGGCUGAUAUUCAUCCUCCUCCUCGUCUUCAUCCUCAUCAUCCGUGGACAGAGUAAGAAGUACACCAAGAAAUCGGACUCAGGUAACCACUCCAACUGCACGUCUCUGCCCCUGAGCCACGGAGAGAUGGUCCGGCUGGACGAGGGACGCUUCCCGUCCCUGGAGCUCAACAACCGACGGCUCUCCGUGAAGAACUCCUUCUGCCGCAAGAACGGCAUCUACACCCGGUCUCCACCCAGGCCCAGCCCCGGCAGCCUGCACUACUCCGACGAGGACGUCAGCACCAAGUACAAUGACCUGAUCCCGGCCGAGAGCAGUAGCCUUACGGAGAAGCCCUCCGAGAUCUCGGACUCCCAGGGUAGCGACAGCGAGUACGAGAUGGAUCCCAACCGGCAGAAGACCCACUCCUUCGUCAACCACUACAUCAGCGACCCCACCUACUACAACUCGUGGCGGCGGCAGCAGAAGGGCGUCUCCCGCCCCCCGGCGUACGGCUACGGGCAGCCCGACAGCGUGGCGGAGCCCGAGUCCCGACCACAGCCACCUCCCCUUCCCCCCCUACCUCCCCUGCUGCCCCAGCAGAGCAACCCCUCCCCCCAGCCUCAGCAGCAGGGGCCUGGCCCGGGAGGACAGGGCGGCACCCUGUUCAGGGCCAAGGGCAGCCGGACUCCCACCCCAUCGCUGCUGUCCUCGGAGACCCACAGCCAGCACAGCACCCUCUACAGGCCCCCCAGCAGCCUGGGAUCAGCCAAUCAGGCACCUCCCACGGGAUUCUCCUCUUUCGUUUGACACCAGACUCUCAUUCCGAUGACAGCAGUAGU
Molecule: messenger RNA, 6596 nt
Organism: Sardina pilchardus (European sardine)
Lineage: Eukaryota; Metazoa; Chordata; Actinopteri; Clupeiformes; Clupeidae
Gene: sdk2a
Product: sidekick cell adhesion molecule 2a
Exons: 44
Coding region: 40-6564 (2174 amino acids)
Biological process (GO): cell-cell adhesion
Molecular function (GO): protein binding
Source: RefSeq, a predicted model, not a curated record